AUGGCGGACAGCGGCGUAGUGACCGUCUACGGUAACGGCGCGCUUUGCGAGAGCACCAAGAAAUCCACCUUUUCUGUCAAGGUCGGCCUCGCCCAAAUGCUCCGCGGCGGCGUAAUCAUGGACGUCGUUAACGCCGAGCAGGCCAGAAUUGCCGAGGAAGCCGGCGCCUGUGCCGUCAUGGCUCUGGAGCGAGUCCCCGCCGACAUCCGCUCUCAAGGAGGCGUCGCCCGGAUGAGCGACCCCCAAUUGAUCAAGGAAAUCAAGCAGGCCGUCACCAUCCCCGUCAUGGCCAAAGCCCGCAUCGGGCACUUCGUGGAGGCUCAGAUCCUGGAAGCCAUCGGAAUCGACUACGUGGACGAAAGCGAGGUCCUGACCCUGGCCGAUGACGAGAAUCACAUCAACAAGCACAAUUUCCGGAUCCCUUUUGUCUGUGGUUGCAGGAACCUCGGCGAAGCCCUGCGCCGGAUCCGGGAGGGCGCGGCGAUGAUCAGGACCAAAGGCGAGGCCGGGACGGGCAACAUAAUCGAGGCUGUCAGGCACGUGAGGUCGGUGAUGGGAGACAUUAGGGUUUUGAGGAACAUGGAUGACGAUGAGGUCUUCACUUUCGCCAAGAAGAUUGCCGCCCCGUACGAUCUGGUGAUGCAGACCAAGCAGCUCGGGAGGCUCCCCGUGGUCCAAUUUGCCGCCGGGGGAGUGGCGACUCCAGCUGAUGCGGCCUUGAUGAUGCAGCUCGGCUGUGACGGCGUUUUCGUCGGCUCUGGGGUGUUCAAGAGUGGGGAUCCGGCCAGGAGGGCUCGGGCAAUUGUGCAGGCCGUGACCCAUUACACGGACCCUGAUGUUCUUGCAGAGGUGAGCUGUGGAUUGGGCGAGGCCAUGGUAGGAAUCAAUCUGAGUGACGCUAAGGUUGAAAGGUACGCCAAUCGAUCAGAAUAA
Messenger RNA from Linum tenue, 933 nucleotides. Lineage: Eukaryota; Viridiplantae; Streptophyta; Magnoliopsida; Malpighiales; Linaceae. The record is from the annotation of a GenBank genome assembly.